CGACGCGCCUAAGAAAUUAUCUACUUGUGUUGCUAGUUCUAAGUACAUGUAAUAUAGUAUACAAGUACCACCUACCAUACCAGUGGUGUGAUUUACAACUCGACGCCCAACGUUAUAACGACGAGCUCCAUCUUAUCUCCAUCGAUCAGGUCGUCCCAUCUUGCAUUAUAUAUUGCCUCUUGCUUAUCAUCAGCAUUUCAGUUCAAAGGUAUAGCAGAGGGCGCUAGAGUGCCAAGUUCGCUUCCCCGGUUGUUGGCGUCUACAUCUUUGGAGCAACGACUGCUAGUGAACAUGAGAGCUCCUCCUCCCGAAGCUGCAGCGUACCCGCCACCGGGCACGGCGUACCCUCCUCCGGGCCAGCAGGCCUACUACCCUCCGCAGGCCUACGGCGCCCCGCCUCCGAUGGCCGCCGGCUACCCGCAGCCACCGCCGCCGCCAGAGAAACAGGGAAGCAACGGCUUCUUGAAAGGAUGUUUGGCUGCUGUCUGCUGCUGCUGCCUGCUGGACAUGUGCCUCUGAGCCUUGGUGAGGGGAUCCCUUCUGUCAGCAUCGACCAGGCAGGACAGUUCGAUGGUGCAGAGCUGUUCAUGAACCCUUAUCUUUGUUCCUUCAGCCAAAAAAUGUUCUUUAAUUUGUUUCUGUCGUGUUAGUAGUCGCUAAUCGUGGGUUAUGGAGUUCAUGUGUCGUGAAGAAUGCCCGGGCAACUUUGUAUGAUGAUAUGUUGCUUCUAAGAAUUUAAUUUGAUUUGGCUACUGUUAUUGCUGCAA
Molecule: messenger RNA, 767 nt
Organism: Phragmites australis (common reed)
Lineage: Eukaryota; Viridiplantae; Streptophyta; Magnoliopsida; Poales; Poaceae
Product: cysteine-rich and transmembrane domain-containing protein WIH2-like
Exons: 3
Coding region: 292-519 (75 amino acids)
Cellular component (GO): plasma membrane
Source: RefSeq, a predicted model, not a curated record